This is a messenger RNA of Enhydra lutris kenyoni (northern sea otter), 2163 nucleotides long. Its product is annotated as fibronectin type III domain containing 5. Gene Ontology annotation, molecular function: protein binding. The transcript is spliced from 6 exons. The record is from RefSeq and is a predicted model, not a curated record. Gene Ontology annotation, biological process: positive regulation of brown fat cell differentiation. The coding region runs from base 16 to 663 and encodes 215 amino acids. Lineage: Eukaryota; Metazoa; Chordata; Mammalia; Carnivora; Mustelidae.
GCCGGAGGAGACGCCAUGCGCCCCGGGCCGCCCCGCGCCGCUCUCCGCCUGUGGCUGGGCUACGUCUGCCUCGCGCUGGUGCAGGCGGACAGCCCCUCGGCCCCCGUGAAUGUCACUGUCAGACACCUCAAGGCCAACUCCGCAGUGGUGAGCUGGGACGUCCUGGAGGACGAGGUCGUCAUUGGAUUUGCUAUCUCUCAGCAGAAGAAGGACGUGCGGAUGCUACGCUUCAUUCAGGAAGUGAACACCACCACCCGCUCAUGCGCCCUGUGGGACCUGGAGGAGGACACCGAGUACAUUGUGCACGUGCAGGCCAUCUCCAUUCAGGGCCAGAGUCCGGCCAGCGAGCCCGUGCUCUUCAAGACCCCACGCGAGGCAGAGAAGAUGGCAUCCAAGAACAAAGAUGAGGUGACCAUGAAGGAGAUGGGGAGCAGCCAACAGCUGCGGACCGGCGAGGUGCUCAUCAUCGUCGUGGUCCUGUUCAUGUGGGCUGGCGUCAUUGCCCUCUUCUGCCGCCAGUAUGACAUUAUCAAGGACAAUGAACCCAAUAACAACAAGGAGAAAACAAAGAGCGCGUCAGAAACCAGCACACCAGAGCACCAAGGGGGUCUCCUCCGCAGCAAGUUUCCCAACAAGCCCUCAGUGAACAUCAUCGAAGCAUGACUGCCUGUCUGCAGGGAGAAGGAUUUCAUUUUUCUUCUCUGCUGGUCUCCAGGUCCAUGGGCACAGGGACAGGGAGGACUGCGGUGGGGGGAGGCCCAGCUAGCUGCACUGUUCUCCCUCUUCCCCAUCCUAGUCUGGUGAAGGAGGCUGAACUACAAACCCAAAUUCUGCAAAAAAUAAACAAGCCACAAAACUAAAAGGCCUGGCCCCAUUCUGGAAAAGGCAAAGCUGCAUAAGACACAGCCUUCUUUCUGCCUCCUCGCCUCUCCUGGACUGGCUUCCUCUUCAAGAAAAUUUUGCACAAAGCUCCUGGGAGAUGACAAGCACCUAGACGGACUCCAGCUGUGUCUUUCAGACCGAGAGCCAUCGCAGAAGCCAUGGGGCAGGGUCAUGGCUGCCAGCAAGCUUUUUCUGGAUCCAGCCAUCACGGACUUGUUUGUGGUGUGAUGCACAACUCGGCGAGUGUGUGAGAUGUUCUGUUUUGUCUCUUUUGGAAAACAUGACUGAAGGGCUUCACUCCAGGGGGCAAAGGAAUGCUCCAAGCUGAUUGCCUAUAGCCUCCAUCUUCUUUGGCCCUUAUUCGACUGUAAUAUUAUUAGUCUGGAGCCUUUAAGAAGACAAAGUGGGAAAGAGACCUGGGAGGUACUGGCCCCAUUUCUUUAGGAUGAGUCUCUUGGAGUUGGAACAAUGCUGGGUUAUGCAACUGAAAAGGUAUGUCCACGUGGGACAUCCCGGGGGCUACUGAGUCGCCUGCUCUGGAGUGGAAGGUGCUGGAAGGCAGGCCUGAGCCAUUACCGUGGAAAUCAGAGCAGCCCUGGCCUCUGGGGUCUCCAUAUCUUGCCAUCUCAUCCAGGGUUCUGGGAAAGCUACCCAGGGUCCUCAUGUCCUUCCCUAGAGCCUGAGUGGUGUGAGGUGUCAGGUCUCUCUCUCCACUGCCCCUUUCUGGUAAACAAAACAAAACAAAACAAAAUGGUGCUUGCUAAGGGAAGGCAGACUCUUCCCUCGGACUGACAAGUGAUGGCUGCUGAAUGCCUGCAUGGGAAGAGCUGGACCUCUGUGCCUUCCGUUGGUGGCUAAGGACAGGCGUGUGGGAGGACUGCGCCUAGCACAAGCCUGGCACCCAGUAGGCGCUCAGUGAAUACCUGUUGAACUGAAUGUUAAGAGCAGUGGCCCCCCAGCCAGAGAGCUGAGAGCCAUCACCCAAUGACCGCCCCUUCUUUCCGGUCUACAAGAGCUCUCCUGGCUAGGUCAGCCACCACUCUACUUGGCCCCGACGUGGCAGCACAGGGAGGGAGGAGAGACAGGAUAAAAGGCAGAUGUCAGCAAUACUAAGGGCUUCCUCAUGGAAGGGCAUGAGGCUCCAUUCAUUGUCUUGUGACUUCCAUCCCUGCUGAAUGGGGCUGCAAGGCCAAGGCUCCUUAGUGGAGAGGUCCUUACCUCUGAUCCAGUUAGAGCAAUAACCUCUUUUUAAAUGUAAAAUAAAAGACAAAUGAAAAGGCA